Drosophila virilis is the source of this 4412-nucleotide messenger RNA. Its product is annotated as tetratricopeptide repeat protein 21B. Gene Ontology annotation, biological process: intraciliary retrograde transport; protein localization to cilium. Gene Ontology annotation, molecular function: protein binding. The record is from RefSeq and is a predicted model, not a curated record. Lineage: Eukaryota; Metazoa; Arthropoda; Insecta; Diptera; Drosophilidae. Gene Ontology annotation, cellular component: intraciliary transport particle A.
UAUUAAUAAACCUAAAUACUAUUAAUAUGGACGCUAACGACUAUAAAAGCUUAGUACUGUACUAUGGAAGAACACGGUUUUAUAAUUCAAUGCAGAAAACGGCAUUGGACGGAUUAACCAAGUUUCCGUUGCAAUCAGACUUUAGAUUGUUCAAUGGUAUUGCGCUUGCCUUGGGAAAUCGAAUGCAGGAGUGUAUCCGUGAAUUGAACCCGUUAAAAAAUGAAUUGGAAUUAGGGUUGGCAGCCAAAAUGGCACUAAUCUACGCCCACAAACAUUGCCGCGUAAUAAAUAUGGAAGCAAUACAAGCACUUGAAAAUCGAAUAGCCGACGAAAACAAAACCAUCAGCACUUCUUCAUGUUAUUAUACAGCUGUCUUCUUAUACUUAGUUGGCAAUUUUGAUGUGGCCCUAGAUUAUAUCGGGAGGUCUAUGAAAAAUGAAGUCAAUUCUGAUGCAGCUCUGGUCCUGAAAAUAUGGUGCGAACUAUCUAUGUGUAUGGAUCUAUCUACCAAUCGGAAAUUGCACAGCUUGCUCGAAGGGUGUAUUUCCCGAAGCAACGGAAAGAAUAUUGAUGCAUCAUUAGCACUUGUGCGAUAUUUACAAAAGCGCCGACAAUUUGAAGAAGCCCUUUUAUUAAUCAAUAAGCUUAGCAUACGAUUUCCCGACACAAGCAUACCUCUUAUUGAGAAAAUGGAAACGCAUCUUGCUGCACUAGACUGGGAUAACUCGCUGGAAACUGCCAUUAAAGUGAUCAAUAUUGAGUCUGUGAACGUGGCAGCUCUGCGCAAUAAGGGCAUGUUGAAUAUCGUGCGAGAAAGCAAUUUCAAAUCUGGGAUAGCUACACUUCAACAGCUGCUAAUUUCUGUAGAGUAUUCUGAGCCCGGAAAUCUUAUACUUCUUGUUCAAAUAUGCCAACUAUUUUCUCGGAUCUGUUCAAGAAACUCAGAACUACUGGAAUUGACGCUGCGAUGUAUUGAAAAGGUCAAUGAAUUGAAUCCUGAUAAUGUGAGCCUUUUAGCCGAAUUAGGCUAUCAGAAAUUAUUACUAGACAAUAUUUCCGAUGCAGAACUAGCAUUUCGCUCGGCUUGUAACGUUGAUAGUAGCAACUUUAAUGCGCUUUGUGGCCUAACGUUGUGUAAAUUGAAAUCUCCUACAGAUUUUGAGAGUAGGCAACAAAUACAACAACAGUUAGCAUACCUCAUGAAGCUAACUGAUUUUAAACCUAAUGCAAUGGUUAUGUAUAUGUCCGCUUUGUUUGCCGAUCCAAAGGAGCAGAAGACGUCAGUGAACUUGUUGGCAGAAGCAGCUGAGCUACAUAUUCAAAAAUUAACUUAUCUGCCCUUUGGUUUUGAAUAUAUAUGCUCCAUGAAUCCUGAUUUUAUGCUUGAGAUAUGUAGGGAGCUGAUUCGACAGACUCCAGCUCCAAUAAAAGAAUCACGUUAUGACUUGGAUUUGGGUCAGGAAUCAGUGCAUAUUACCCUCAAGCACAGUGUAAACAUACUGGAAACCAUACUACAUUUAUGUCCCGGACAUCAAGAAGCCUUGUUUUUGCGAGCAACGGUUGAAUUUCUUUGUGGUCAACAUUCCAAAGCCAUAAGCCGUUUGCAGCGCAUUCUUAAUUUAUUUGGAGAUACAUUCACCGAAGCUCAUAUAUUAUUAGCUCAAAUAUUAGUGGAAAAAAGGCAAUACUUUAAAGCGUUAGAGUAUCUAGAUCUGUCUUUAUCACAGGAAUUUACAGUCCGAGAACGGCCCAUGUACCAUUUGUUAAAGGGUAUAAUACUUAAGCAUCAACAGAAGCUAUCAGAAGCUUAUCAGAGUUUUCUACUUGCGUUGCAAUUAUUUGGAGAAAUGUCGAAAGGUGUCCAGCAGAUUUAUAAAACGCGAACCUAUAAUAACAUAUCAAGUUCUCAUAAAAUGACUAUAUACAUAGAGUUAAUUUAUGUUCUUCGCGAGAUGGGUGAUGUACAUGGAAUUUACGAAAGUGAACGUAUUUUGCAGUCUGCCAUUGAAGAAUUUAGGAGCACAAGUGAAAUGGGCCGUUUAAUUAUUGCUCAUUCGCAGCUUAUGCUUGAAAAAUGUAAUGUUAGCGAAGCUAUAAAUCUCCUGUCGGCGAUCAAACCAGAUGAAUCAUACUAUACACAGCUUCGCAUCAGACAGAUUUUAGAAGAAUCAGAUCAGAAUCAAAACGUGGCAGACGACGAAUCGAAAUGGAAAACGUCGGAAAUCCAUUGCGCAACUAUGUGGUUCAAUGGACCGCCAUUUUUGUAUCUAGAAGAAUCGCAGUGGCCACACACGAAAACAGGCCCUGCAAUAAAUAUGUUGUACCAUUCUGAAGAACAAUUCAAUCACACGUCGUCCUGGAGAUGUUUCAUGCCGGAUCUGCAGCGCUUCAGCAAGCUGGAAAAACUGAGAGCCCUACAGCUAUGCGUACUGGUUUUCAUACGGAUUCAUGCGAUGAAGGCGAGGACAUAUUUGGCUAAUAUAUAUCUCCAUCACCAAAAAAAUCGGAACGCAUUCUCGACGUGCUUUAAGGAAUUAGUUGAAGUUCGACCGGAACCCAGAAGUUAUUUGAUGUUAGGGGAGGCGUAUCUGUCAAUCCAAGAGACGGACAUGGCAAUAGAAGCAUACCGAAAAGCCUGCAGUAUUUGUCCAUCUAAUGCAUUCCUGGCUAGAGAACUUGGGAGAUCGUACGUCAAAAGUCAUCAGUAUGCAAAUGCACUACAGUAUUACCACUCAGUAAUAAAAAAUCCUGGGUGUUCUGCUUUAAAAUUGGAUUUGGCAGAGUUAUUUUUGCAACUUAAGCAAUUUGAAAACGGAUCAAAUAUACUAGCUGCCGGCGAUUGUUGCAGCAUAAAUGAGGACAGUUUUACAGAACUGCAAUUAAAAACAAAGAUGCUUUUGCUACUGGCUCGCAUUCAUGAAAAGUCUGGGAAUAUUCCGGAAUCGUUAAAAACAUUACAAGACGCACGAGAUAAUCAAUAUCGCUUGCAUAAGCUUUAUUCUAGUGGCAAUUCAGAAAACCUUGACGAGCAGUCAAAAAUGUUAUCAAAGAUAUGUAUUUUAAUCGCCCAGCAGUCAAUUAAAUUGAAUGGCAGCGAACUAGCAAUCAAUCUUUUUGAGGAUUGCAUUAAAUACACUCCAAAUGAUCUUGAGACCUUAGCCGCUCUGGCACAGCUCCAAAUGGAUUCAAAGAAAAUGGACAUGUGUCGUAACACUUGCCAGCAAAUACUUCAAAUUGAUGGCAGCAACGAAUCAGCCUCUGUGUUAAUGGCAGACUUGUCUUUUAGAAAGAUGGAAUUUGAAAAAGCAGCGUACCAUUUUUCACAGCUGUUAUUAUCUCAGCCUUGCAAUUGGACAGCUUUGGCCCGUCUAAUUGAGGUUAUGAGGCGUUCUGGUACAUUGUCUGAGAGUGUUCCCUUUUUAGAACGUGCUGAACAUGCGACUUCACAGUCUAAACAUGCAUCAGGGUUUACCUAUUGCAAGGGUUUAUUCGAAUGGUAUGCUGGGAAUCUGAACUCCGCUUUACGAUACUUCAAUCUAUCUCGCAGGGAUCAUGUAUGGGGUCAAUUAGCUAAGCUCAAUAUGAUUGAAAUAUGCAUUAAUCCAGACGGUGAAAUACCCAAUGCAUAUGAUCUUUUUGAAGCCGGAGAUAUUGGCGAAUUUAGUGAAUCGCGUCUAAUUGCUUUGCGAACAGCCGAACGUUUGCUUAAAGAAAUGUGGUCUGGACCUGGGGAAAUCGUUGAAAACACCUUGAGCUGUCGAAUUUUUCGUAACUUUCUACUAAUUGCUUCGAAGCAAAAGCAUCAAAUUGAAUUAGCACUAAAGGAUCUUACUGAACUUAUACAAAAAGAACGAAACUCAUUCAUGGUAACUAUUUUGUAUGCAACUUCAUUGGCUUUAGUUCAGCUUAAGCAAAUCCAACGGGCAAAAAAUCAUCUUAAGCGGACAGCUCGAUUAAGUUGGAAUUAUGAGGAGGCCGAAUACUUGGAGCGAAGUUGGUUGUUGUUAGCCGAUAUUUAUAUUCAUGGCAAUAAAUUGGAUGUUGCCGGGACAUUUGUGGACCGGGUUUUGGAAUUUAAUAAAUCAAGCACAAGAGCUUAUGAACUAGCCGGAUACAUUGCAGAAAAGUUGCAAUCCUAUAGUGAUGCUGCCAAGCAAUACCAAAAAGCCUGGGACAGUUGUGGCCAUUCUAAGCCUCACAUUGGAUAUAAAUUAGCAUUUAAUAAUAUGAAGAAAAAACAGUUUGCUAACGCUGUUAAUGUUUGUCAACAAGUCUUAAAGCUACACCCAGACUAUAAUAUCAUUCGCAAAGAUAUCCUUGAAAAAUGUCGCAGUAACUUAAGAUCUUAAAUUCACAAAAAAUAAUUAAAUGGCUGAUCGAAUAAAAAUAAACGCAUCUUUAUUUAACCCAAA